CCCAUUCAAACUUUAACUAACCCAAACAGUCACCUCUGCAACGCAGAAACAUAACAGAUCAGUGGGGUCACAGUAAAUAUUGGGGGAACGAUGUAGAAGGAGAAGACGAAGAAGACGAAGACAUAACUCCGAGUCACGUGAUUGGGUCGAGCAUCUUUUUUGGUCCAUUUUUGGAGGAUAGCGAGGGCUCCGUGCGAACCAAGAAAAUGACCAAACUGCAGUUUUUAAACGUCUUUUUGACUGAGCGUCUUAUGCUUGCUGCGCAGGAGAUCUACAAAUCUGUCGAGGACACGAUUUUGGAGUACCAGGAAGAGAUAGCGAUCAGGGAGCGGGAGAACGACCAUUUGAGACGCAGGCUGCGAGACGCUGGGAUCGAAAUAUGGCCAGAUCGUCCGUCCAUGGCGCUGUUGGACGAGGAGGAUGGUGAGCAUCCACGUCGUGAAUGGAGUCCCAGCAUGGGGCAUGAAGAGCGCAUCCCUAUUCAGAUUAAAGAUAAAAGAGAUCUCCGGGCCAACCAAGGAGAUGAUCAGCUUCGUGGCCAUGGCUCUUGCAGCACACCAGAGAACAUGUUCACUCCCCCGCGUGUUGGAAAUGAAUAUCCCCAGGAUGGCCCCCACACAUCCAACCUCCCUCAGAGUCAAGGUGUGGAGAAUAGGGAGAGGGAUCCUGCAUCUCGAGGGUCCUCAAGACAUGUGAAGGUAGAGAGUGGAGGAGCCCACAGAGGCUCUACUUCCUCCAACAGUGGCGCCCAGCCACUUGCACCAGUCAACCCAAACUGCUCAAAUGAGAACAACAUUGACAUUAUUGCGGUGGAGAAUGGAGGACAGAUGGUUGGUUCUAAAGGAAAUGGAACUGGAGCUAACAGAGGACAGGCCUCUCAGAUGCGCAACCAAGGAGCCAAUGCUGUGGAAUGCCCUAAUCAAAAAUCACCCCUUCAAGGUCACAUAUCUUCCUUUAGCUGCAAGGUUUGUGGUGAGGCGUUUAGUCACGUUGGCCACCUGCAUGUGCAUGUACAAGUGCACACUCGAGAAAAACCUUACCGCUGUGGAGUAUGUGGGAAAUGCUGCAGCUCCUCUGGUAGACUUCAGGAGCACCAGCGUAGCCACACAGGAGAAAAACCAUUUCGCUGCCAGAUUUGUGGAAAGGGUUUCACACAGAUGGCUCACUUGAAGGUACACAUGAGGAUCCAUACUGGGGAGAAGCCAUACAGUUGCCCUGUGUGUGGCAAAUGCUUCAGCCGUUCUGACAAAAUCAAAAGGCACCUCCAGACCCAUAGCCGCGAGGGAACAUAUUUUUCAGGGCAAUGAUGCAAGAGUGUUGUUAAACAAUCCAGUUUGUGAAUCCUAUUGAUGAGGGAAACUUUGUUACAAAAAGCUAAAAUCGCUGCCAUUAAGACAAGGCUUUUUUCUUCCUACUUUCCAAUAAUUAGGGAUUCUGCAACUCUUAGAGAAAGUUUCUUAUCUAACCUAUCACUUCUCCACGCCAUAGUCCCUCAAUAGAAUUUGUAUUAGCCAGUUUAGUAUGUCAUUUACUUAAUUUUGUACUUGUCAAUGAGUAUUAAAUCUUUAAGACACAAUUUGAGUUAUUAACUAGCCUUUCUGAAUUAUCUAGCCUUUCCUUAGUCAUAUAAUUAGCAUGAUGAAGUCUUCCACAUAUGCCUUGAAACUGAGAUGCAUUAUGAAAUGCAACAAUGUUCAACACGGCCACGGCUUACGAUCAACCGGUGCAGUUUCUGCACACUUUUACAUCUAUCUUGUGAUCAUGUGAAAUGAUCUCCAUUUUCUCAAUUAACAAGAGAGUUGAUGUCCUGACAAAUGAAGCCUGUGCGUCAUCUGGCUUAGUCUAACACUGCCAGAACCUUUUUAUCUAGCAAUUAAACAAUGACCCAAAAUUUAGGCGAACAAAAAGUCACUUUAAACUUGACUGACUUACACGAAGAAGUCUGACCUCGCACUUCACUCUCUUUUUAGUCUUUAUUUUAAUUUCCUUUUUUUUUGAGUGCUGUUACAUUGUUGCAGAGCUAAAUACUGCCAUAUCACAUUGUCAGUGCUUCAUGUUGUGCAUUGAAAUAUGGAUCAAUCUAUUGUCAGACUGCUCCACUAUUUUGUGAACUAAUAUGAUAUUCUGAAAAAUACCACUAGUCUCGAUCUAUUUUUCAUUUUGGAAUUAUUUGGUGUCUUUUUGAUGACAUGCACUAAGGCAUCUGUCUAACACGGUGCAGAAAUUCACUCUAUAAUAGGGCCGUACAGUAUUAGCUGAACCUAACUGUGGUUCUUCAGGGGUCUCAGUCUGCAAAGAUUUUUGUUCACUUGUGUUUAACAUGUGAGGCAUCAUAUGUUGUUGAUUUUCAAAUGUGAUGGUUGGUUUAUCAUGUUAUCACACACUUCCACUGCCCAUCUUGGACUGACACCCUUAACAGAAGACAACAGUCACCUUUCUCCUCUCAGGACUAAUGCUGCAUUCAUAACAUGAGGGAAUACCAGAAAUACUAAUGUCUGACUUGGAAACAGCUAUUAUAAAAGUCAGAAACUCAGGGUUUGUGAGUUUUCUCAUGGAGUUUCCCCUGCUUGUUGCAGAGAAAAACAUGACGAUAACAAUUCAAAACAUAAAAAUAACAAUUUGUGUCUGAACGUCCUGCAAGAAGAUGAACGAAAUAAAUGUGAUGAUACCUUGUGUCAGCUCAGUUUUUGCUCUGAGCUGCACACCAGUGAACCCUCCAUGCAGCAUGAGACAACUACAGCACGUCCUCACAGCUGACCAGCAUCCCUUCACUCACAGUCUUCUCUGGGACACCUUUGCUCCCCCUGCACACACACACACACACACACACACACACACACACACACACACUAUAAUGUACAGUGUUGUAUCAUUGCGUAUUAAAUGUUAUUUUUUAAUAAAGUAGUAAUUGAG
This is a messenger RNA of Cottoperca gobio, 2913 nucleotides long. RefSeq names its product zinc finger and SCAN domain-containing protein 22-like. NCBI's taxonomy places the organism in Eukaryota, Metazoa, Chordata, Actinopteri, Perciformes, Bovichtidae. Gene Ontology annotation, molecular function: DNA-binding transcription factor activity, RNA polymerase II-specific; RNA polymerase II cis-regulatory region sequence-specific DNA binding. The transcript is spliced from 2 exons. Gene Ontology annotation, biological process: regulation of transcription by RNA polymerase II. The coding region runs from base 207 to 1307 and encodes 366 amino acids. The record is from RefSeq and is a predicted model, not a curated record.